AGUUCUCUCCUCUUAAAAUCCACAUUCUACAGCGGGCUACUACGUCAUCCGAGGAAGGAGGUACUCAUAACCGUGCCUGAAAAUACGUCACAGGGUAGGUCAUUUAAAAACUCAUGGAGUGCAAUAUAGCGAUUCAUUUGCCGAAGAAUUCUGGACCGGUAUAAAUGUUUGGGCAUAUACUGUACGAGUGUUCUGCAUCAUAGCGUUCCCAAUGUUAACUUUUUUUUCUUCUAGUUAGAAUUUUUAAACCACCCCAGUUUUAAACGGAAGCGGAUUUUGUUCCUGCUGAAAGCUGGACAUUGGCAAAGAAAUUGAUUGAACUAUUUUCGGACGUUGGGAACAAUUUUAGGAAUUCUUAUUUUAUUCUUUAAUUAAGAUUUAAAAUGGCUCAAGUUGUAGCUACUCUACAGCAAUGGUACACAUAUGCAAUGGAAAAUGCAGAUCCAAGAGCAAAAGAUUGGCCACUUACUGGAAGUCCAUUUCCUAUGCUGACCAUCAUCGCGUCAUACUUAUAUUUUGUGAAAAUAUUUGGACCUGCCUACAUGAAAGAUAGGAAACCAUACCAGAUCAAUGGAAUCAUCGUAGGAUAUAAUCUUCUUAUGGUUGUCCUCAGUGCGUUCUUCUUUUUCUAUGGCGGUAGCAAAACUUAUUUAUUUGGCAAAUAUAACUGGAUGUGCGAGCCUGUUAACUAUUCAACGGAUCCCGAAAGCAUGCUGUUAGUCAAACUCGGUUGGUGGUAUUUGAUGCUGAAAAUUACUGAAUUUGCUGACACGAUUUUUUUUGUUUUAAGAAAAAAAUUCAACCAUAUCAGCACACUCCAUGUUGUUCAUCACGCUUCCGUUGCCUGGGGAGUUUGGAUUGGACUUAAAUUUGGCCCAGGUGGGCAUAACGCUUUCUUCCCUUUCAUCAAUUGCUUCAUCCACAUGAUCAUGUACAGUUACUACUGCUUGGCAGCUCUUGGACCUCACAUGCAGAAAUAUCUGUGGUGGAAGAAAUAUUUGACUCAAAUGCAGAUGAUCCAGUUCAUCAUUGCAACCAUCCACGCUGCCAUCCCCAUCUUCUAUGAUUGUGGAUUCCAACCAGUAUUUGCCUACAUCAUUAUCUUCCAUGCUGUCCUCUUCCUCGGAAUGUUCUACAACUUUUACCGUAAGACCUACACCGAGCAGAUCCGUCUGAAGAACAAAAGUCGACAGAUCCUCGAGGAAAUGAAGAAGAACGAGCAGCAACAAGCUGUGGAGCAAAACAGUCUGAAGAAAGAAGAAUGAGCCAAAAUUUGGUGAAAGGAAAAUAGUUAUGGACAAAUUUUCUCAGGGUAUAACAAAAAAUAUCCAGAAAGGGUUGUUGGCUUCGUUGUUAACUCUAUUUUUUAAAGUGGGGUAUAAGAGGUGAAAAUCGUGUAUAAAACAACUUUUGUUCAUGGUUCUAACUAUUGAAGCGUGUUGUACUGAUUUAUAAAAAAAAAGAAAGUUUGGAAUGGUUCCUCGCUUAGUUUGAUAAUAUCUAUCAUCCAUUUAUUUUCCACUGUUUGGAAAAUAAUUGAUGAAACGAUUAUUUUUGAAAGAGUUAUUAUAACGAAACAAUUUUUUUUUUCAUAUUUACUGUUAAAAGUUUAUAUAAUUAUGUAGUUCUAAUUGUUUAAUUAUAUGAAAAGCUCACAAAAAGACUUUUUCCCACAUUUUAUUUCGCAGACAUGAAUAUACAAAUGUUUAAAUUAAAAAAAAAAUCUUGCAAUUAUCUAUUAAAUAUUAUAAUAAAUCUUUAAAUAUGUUAUAUUAGAAAUUAAUCAGUAUAGUUUUGAUUCAUGAAAAAAUAUUUACCACAUGGAAUCUUAAAAUCGGGUUUAAUGAAAUAUUUAUUUUAAUACAUGAAAACAAUAUAAUAUACAUUCGGAAAUUCAAUUACUAUGUAGUUUAAACUUUCCACGCUCAAAAAGCUUAAAAAUACAUUCCAGAUGAAUAUAUAUUACAGAUUAAUAUAUUUAUUCUAUUUUAUUAAUGGAAAUAGAAUUAGAAAUAAAAAAUUUUUUUGAUAGAAAUUCAUGUAGGAUUAAAUUUAAUUAUGCUCCUGACUAUGCCGUGACACAUACACUUUGACUAGUAUAUGUGUCACGGAUAUAUUAUCAGGCAUUAAAGAUAUAUGAUAACAAUUUAUAAACAAUAUAUUUUUUGCGCAUGAUUAAUGUCACUUUUUUAAUGCAAUAUGUAAUCAAUUGUGAAUUAAUCUGUGAAAAUUAGAUAUUGUUUGUUAUUUAAAUUUUUUUUGCAGUUGUUCUUUCUUGUCAAAUGAAUCAACCCAGUUUAUACACUUUGUUGAAUCAUGCAUCAUUUACUUUAUAUUGUUUUUUUUUUUUGUAUUAUACGUGUUGGUACACA
Messenger RNA from Argiope bruennichi, 2372 nucleotides. Its product is annotated as elongation of very long chain fatty acids protein AAEL008004-like. The coding region runs from base 384 to 1265 and encodes 293 amino acids. Gene Ontology annotation, cellular component: endoplasmic reticulum membrane. Gene Ontology annotation, biological process: fatty acid elongation, monounsaturated fatty acid; sphingolipid biosynthetic process; fatty acid elongation, saturated fatty acid. NCBI's taxonomy places the organism in Eukaryota, Metazoa, Arthropoda, Arachnida, Araneae, Araneidae. The record is from RefSeq and is a predicted model, not a curated record. Gene Ontology annotation, molecular function: fatty acid elongase activity. The transcript has 8 exons.